Molecule: messenger RNA, 1500 nt
Organism: Halichondria panicea
Lineage: Eukaryota; Metazoa; Porifera; Demospongiae; Suberitida; Halichondriidae
Product: sorting nexin-4-like
Exons: 10
Coding region: 4-1398 (464 amino acids)
Biological process (GO): protein transport; positive regulation of autophagosome assembly
Cellular component (GO): SNARE complex; early endosome membrane; plasma membrane
Molecular function (GO): phosphatidylinositol-3-phosphate binding
Source: RefSeq, a predicted model, not a curated record
UCCAUGCGGACACGCCCAUCUUUUCCAGCAAGCUUCUCUCAAGCUCAAGCUCAGUACAGUAAAGCUUAUAUAUUUAUAGCAAUGGCCUCCACAGAAGAGUCCACAGACGUAGCUGAAGAGAGCCCAGAGUAUCUGCGUGAGAUAACUGAGCUCAAGUUCCAGAACAUCUCCAUCAAAGGCUACGAGAAGAAGGCAGCUGGAGGUUUCACUAGGGAGGAGUACUAUGCCUACCGGAUUGUAUCAAUCCUCACGAAUGCUGACUCAGCACUUGGAGAGCCAGCCCCGCCCCCUUCUGAUGACAGACAGAAGCGUAAGAGACAGGAGGUGUGGCGGAGGUACAGUGAGUUCGAAGCCCUGAGGAUAUUCCUGUGCACAAUCUACCCCCACUGUGUGGUACCCCCUCUCCCGGAGAAAGCCAUCAAAGGAUCCUCAGGUCUUCUGAGCAAGAUAACAUUCACUGGUGAAGACACAGACUUUCUUAUGAAGAGACAGCAAGCACUUGAACUGUUCCUGGUCCGAUUGUCACGUCAUCCUCAGCUCUCCCUCAACGUGUGGUUUCAUCAGUUUAUGCACAACAUCGGCUGGAGAGAGGCAGUUCAAAAGAGUGGCUACUCCAACAAAGCAGAGUCCCUACUCCAGUCUCUCUCAUUCUCACUCUCAAAGCAAAAGGCCGACAGUCGUUUUGAAGAUGUGAAACAAUAUUCUGAUGAACUUGAGACGACCUUCAAGGCACUCUUGGAUAUUCGACAGCGAAUCAAUACCACGAUGACAUCAGUGUACAAGGUGCAUUCUAACUAUGGCCGUGUUUUCAGUGAGUGGAGUGAAAUUGAGGACUGUCUGGGAACAUCGCUGCAGAUAGCAGGAGGCUGUAUGGACAGCUACUCCGAGUCAGUGGACAUGUACAUGGAUGAAGAAGAAACUCGAUAUUACCUACCCCUCAAGGAGUAUGUUGCGUAUUGUGAGAGCCUUCGGGUCGUGGUACGACGACAAGAGGCUCUGCAGAGACAUGUGGAGAAAUGUGAGGAGGUGCUCUCCUCUAAGGCAGAGGCUAAGGAAGCUCUUGCUAAAGAGAACCCUGAGACUGGUGGCAGUGGUGGCAGUCGCUUCUCCUUCAAAGUCCUCACCACUAAACUGAAGGGAGGGGACACCUCUUACUUUGGUCGCAUGUCUGCUGCCACGAGAGACCUACAGGAGGCAGAGGACAGUGCCAAGCAAGCUCAGAAAGACCUGGAGUUGUUCACAGCCAAAGCUCUGUCUGAGCUGGAGCGGUUCCACUCUCAAAAGGACUCGGAUUUCAAGAGCAUCCUCAUCAACUAUGUGCAGCUACAGGCACACAUCCACAGGAAGGGAAUUACUACAUGGGAAAGAUUCAAGCAAGGAUUUGAGAUGAUGUCAUAGACAAAUAUAACUCUAUUUUAGAGACAGUAUAAUUAUAUAUAGUGUGUGUGUGUGUGUGUGUGAUGUGUGUGUUUGUGUGCAAUAAAGCAUCAAUGACCCAAA